CUCUCUCUCUCUCUCUCUCUCUCUCUCUCUCUCUCUCUCUCGGCAAUACCGUCCAGCGAAAAUGAGAGAGUGCAUUUCGAUCCACAUCGGACAGGUUGGGAUCCAGGUCGGAAACGCCUGCUGGGAGCUCUACUGCCUCGAACACGACAUUCAGCCUGAUGGGCAAAUGCUGAGCGACAAGACGGUGGGCGGCGGCGGCGACGUGUUCAACACCUUCUUCAGCAAGACCGACGCCGGGAAGCAUGUACCUCGCGCCGUCCUCGUGGAUCUGGAGCCCACCGUCAUCAACAAGGUCAGGACCGGCGCCUACCACUAGCUGUUCCUGUAACAUCCGUUAAUUUUGGAUUUAGUAAUUUAUUGGGAAAAAGAGGAAAAAGAUAGUAGAUAAGUCGGCAAAUUAUGCAUGGUACUUGUAUAGGUGGCAAUAUGUGAGUUCAUGAAGAGAGCUUGGUGUAUCCAUAGGUCAUGUGCUCAAGUCCUCCGUCGAAAAGUGUGGCGGAGAGAGUGAAGACGUCCAUAUGUCUACU
Rhododendron vialii is the source of this 527-nucleotide messenger RNA. Its product is annotated as tubulin alpha-2 chain-like. Gene Ontology annotation, biological process: mitotic cell cycle; microtubule cytoskeleton organization. Gene Ontology annotation, cellular component: microtubule; cytoplasm. The transcript is spliced from 2 exons. The record is from RefSeq and is a predicted model, not a curated record. The coding region runs from base 62 to 316 and encodes 84 amino acids. NCBI's taxonomy places the organism in Eukaryota, Viridiplantae, Streptophyta, Magnoliopsida, Ericales, Ericaceae. Gene Ontology annotation, molecular function: GTP binding; structural constituent of cytoskeleton.